This is a messenger RNA of Lachancea mirantina, 1419 nucleotides long. The record is from the annotation of a GenBank genome assembly. NCBI's taxonomy places the organism in Eukaryota, Fungi, Ascomycota, Saccharomycetes, Saccharomycetales, Saccharomycetaceae.
AUGGCAACUCACAAACGGAUCAAUAUAGGUGAACAUGUGGUACUGAGACUACCAUCUAACAAUUUCAAAGUAUGUGAACUUAGGGCCGACACAGAGAUAUCAUUAGGCAAAUUUGGUGCUUUUAGAGUUAAUGAUAUCAUUGGAUACCCGCUGGGUACUACCUUUCAGAUUUGCUAUGACAAGUCGUUUGAAGAAGUUGAGCAGAAAGAGACCAAAAACAAGGCGAAAACACCAGCAGGAAAUGUUCGAAUUCUGUCUGAUAGACUUUCUGUAAGCGAUUCUGAUGCGAAUGGGGAUUCUGAAACCGAUUUGUCGAAGGCCCCUGAAGUGGCUACGUAUUUAAGCAGUGAGACGAAUAAAAAUUUGAUUAAUGUUGGUAAUAAAAUUCAAAAGUUAACCAUGGAGGAAAUUGAAGAAUUAAAAAAACAAAGUGUUUCUGGAGAAGAGAUUAUCGCUAAAAUGAUUGAAGCUCACGGUAGCUUCCAUCAUAAGACCGUACACUCUCAGGAAAAAUACUUGAAACGCAAAAAGCAGAAAUUCGCCAAAUUUUUUACCGUCGAGAGCCCCACCAGUUCUGCUCUUUUGCAAUAUUUAAUCGACAAAAACGACGUGGCACGAGCGCUUGAUCUUUCGCAGGAAAGUCUCGGGAUAAUUUUGAGUUUGGCCAAUGUGAGGCGAAACGGCACUUAUCUCUGUGUUGACGAGACCGGUGGAUUGUUAGUUUACGCUAUGUUAGAGCGUAUGUUUGGAGGUAAUGCCUUGCCAGAUCAAGACGGUAAGAUUAUCCUAGUACAUGAAAAUGAGCAUCCUAAUAUUGAUCUGUUAAAGUUUUCGAAUUACUCGGAAGAAUUCAUUAAGGAUCAUGUUAAGACGAUAUCAUUACUGGACUUUUUUGAGCCUCCCGGUGUGGAAGAGGUUCAAUCUGCGUUCACACCUCUCUCGCACGAUGCUUUGAAAGAAAUGAAAAGUAACCGGAAGGGCGCCUAUUAUCGUAGGUUGCGGUGGUAUGAAAAUCAAUUAGAAAUCAUCGAUUUGGCUACUAAGCUGUCCUACGAUGGUUUGGUUGUCGGCUCCACACUCUACCUUCCAGAUUUAGUAUUACAGUUGAGCACGAAGGUUCAUGGUUCAAGGCCAAUCGUGUGCUACAGCCAAUUUAAGGAGACACUGUUAGAACUUUCACAUGUUCUAUAUGGUGACCUUCGGUUUUUGGCUCCUACGAUCUUGGAAACUCGAUGCAGACCUUAUCAAACGAUCCGUGGGAAACUUCACCCCCUCAUGACCAUGCGCGGGGGUGGUGGAUACAUCAUGUGGUGUCAGCGCGUAAUACCGGUCCAGGAAAAUGAUAUGGCCGCGUUAGAGCGUCCAAAGACCACCGAAUCUCUAGAAGACAACGAAGUCAAGAAGCAGAAAGUGGAGUGA